Messenger RNA from Pungitius pungitius (ninespine stickleback), 1060 nucleotides. RefSeq names its product endonuclease, polyU-specific 2 (gene endou2). NCBI's taxonomy places the organism in Eukaryota, Metazoa, Chordata, Actinopteri, Perciformes, Gasterosteidae. The record is from RefSeq and is a predicted model, not a curated record. The coding region runs from base 72 to 926 and encodes 284 amino acids. Gene Ontology annotation, molecular function: RNA endonuclease activity. The transcript has 6 exons.
CACACACACACAAAGACCAUUAACAGCUGAUCCACUGCGGGGGGGACGGAGCACCGAGCGGCUGCACCACCAUGGAGAGCGAGAGUGAGAGGGAGCUGUCGGCCAUGGCCCAGGAGCUGUGGGACAACGACGUCAACCGACUGAAGCCCGGAACAGACUACAGGAUCUCUCUGCAGGGCAAAGCAGGAGACAGCAUGUGCGCGAACGACGACAACGACGGGGCAGGGUCUCCUCUGUUUACGUUUGUCGACGAGAACACGUUCAAAAAGGAGACUUUUUUAGCUUUCAUCUCCCUGUUGGAUAACUAUGUGAGUGACACCGGCGAGCCAGAAAUCGUGACCCCCGAGGAGGUGGUGGAGAACCACAAAUUCCUGGACUCCAUCAUUCAGACUCCCACCAUGAAGAUAGCUCAUAAAUACCUGGUAGAGAAGAACCUCUCUCCAAAGGAUGAUACGAAAUUCAAGGAGCAGCUAUACAGGAUCUGGUUUGAACUUUAUGCGAGGAGGGGAUCCAGCAGGCCGGACUCCUCUGGAUUCGAGCACGUGUUCGUCGGAGAGACCAGAGGCGGGAGGACUGUCAUCGGCUUUCACAACUGGAUCCAGCUGUACCUGCAGGAGAAGCUGGGUCACAUCGACUACAAAGGCUACAGCGUCAGCGCCAAUUCCCCCCAGCCCGACGAGAACAAACACAUCCUGGCCCUCCAGUUCAGCUGGAAGGACGGCAUAAAGCCCAAGGGCAGCAUCUUCAUCGGAGUCAGUCCCGAGUUCGAGUUCGCCCUCUACACCCUCUGCUUCCUCACCUCGCCCAACGAGCGCGUCAAAGUCCAGUUCAGUUCCUACGACGUGGAGAUCGUUUGCCACCACUACAACCAAAAGCACAUAGGCACCACUUACCCUGUGCUCCUUAGGUACCGGAAACCCACCUAGUAACUUCACUAAAGGCCAAUAUACCAAUAUAUCACUUCUACAUACAAAGUGCUGUAGGUAUUGUUCAUUUCAUUUUCUUUUAGAUGAAGAUACAUUAAAACCUUUCAAGACCAAACUGCAUUCAUUUUCAUUGC